Messenger RNA from Pungitius pungitius (ninespine stickleback), 3104 nucleotides. RefSeq names its product protocadherin gamma-A1-like. Lineage: Eukaryota; Metazoa; Chordata; Actinopteri; Perciformes; Gasterosteidae. Gene Ontology annotation, molecular function: calcium ion binding. Bases 244 to 2688 code for a protein of 814 amino acids. Gene Ontology annotation, biological process: homophilic cell-cell adhesion. Gene Ontology annotation, cellular component: plasma membrane. The transcript has a single exon. The record is from RefSeq and is a predicted model, not a curated record.
GACGCUGUUGAUCAAUCCAAUGUAAUAACUAAAACAGUACAACGCAGACCCUCCUUUACCCCCGUGGUUUUCGAAUUAUAUCAGGCAAUAUAUAGGGUGACAUUUGAAGAAAGCAGACUUGGAUUAACGUCUCUAUUUAGUUGUUGAGUGAUUAAAAGUAAACAUCGUAUUCUUUGGAUACACAGUGAGUGUUUUUUAUCGUGCUUUGGACAUUUCCGCCGUCGAAAAGAAAUUCAUUUUGAUAUGUUGUCCUCCUCACGGUGCGUAAAAUGGCGCUUUGGAUGCAGAUACCAUUGGAAGCUUCUGUUUUUCUUUUUCUUUCUCAACCAUUUGGUCAGAGGACAUAUCCGAUAUUCAAUCCCGGAGGAGAUGAAGAAAGGCGCCCUAAUCGGUAAUGUAGCUCAGGAUCUUGGCUUGGAUCUGAAAAGGCUCCGUUCUGGUCGGGCCCGCAUUGUGACCGGAGAGAGCGUUCAGUACACCGAGCUGAAGACAGACAAAGGGAUUUUAGUGGUGAAUGAGAGAAUGGACCGGGAGCAGCUUUGUGGAGACGUGACGCCGUGUAGUUUUAGCUUCGAGGUGAUUUUAGAAAACCCCAUGGAGUUACAUCAGAUUACCGUUGAAAUAACAGACAUAAAUGAUCAUUCUCCGACCUUUAAUAGAGACGCCAUGCAAUUUGAAAUAAGCGAAUCCGCCAGUUCUGGUGCUCGUUUUACUUUGGCAAGUGCAGAAGACCCAGAUGUGGGCGUCAAUGGACUAAGAGAAUAUUAUCUAACCGAGAAUGAAAAUUUUGUUUUAAAACAAAACUCUAAUGCAGAUGGUAAGAAAUAUGCCGAGAUGGUGCUUCAGAAACCAUUAGACAGAGAGACGACCCCUAAUCUGUCCCUAAAGCUCAUAGCUGUGGACGGUGGAAGUCCGCAGAGAUCUGGUACGGUAAAUAUAAAUAUAUCUGUUCUGGAUGCCAAUGAUAAUGCACCUAUGUUUAAUCAAUCUGUUUACAAAGCUACAGUCAUGGAAAACUCUCCAAGAGACACUUACGUUACCACUGUUAAUGCGAGUGACGCAGAUUUUGGCUCAAAUUCUAUCCUAACGUAUUAUUUUUCCGAUAUUAAAAGUGGCAUAAACAAUUUGUUUACUGUAAAUGAAAAUACUGGUAUAAUCUUAAUGACGGGUUUAAUUGAUUAUGAAAAAGACAAAAAGUAUGAACUUAGAAUCGAGGCUAAAGAUCAAGGGGGUUUGACAGAUUCCAGCAAAGUCAUAAUUGAAGUGACAGAUGUAAACGACAACGCCCCGGCGAUUAGUGUGAUGUCAUUCACUAGUCCUGUGUCAGAAGACUCUCCUCCUGGUACAACUAUUGGCAUUAUUAACGUAAAGGAUCUUGAUGCAGGUGAUAACGGAAAGAUUCACUGUAGAAUAGAACAAAACGCACCUUUUAAGAUUAAAUCUAAUUUACGAAAUUACUACACUUUGGUUACAGAUACUUUAUUAGAUCGUGAAACUGUUUCAGAGUAUAACAUCACUGUUGUUGCGACAGAUGCAGGAAUGCCUCCUCUCUCAACUAAAAAAACAUUUAAUUUAAAGGUGUUGGAUGUGAAUGAUAAUGCUCCACUAUUUUCAGAAGGUGCUUACACUGCAUUUAUUGCUGAGAAUAAUGCAGCAGGGGUUUCACUUAUUACUGUCAGGGCUAAAGAUUCUGAUGAAAACCAAAACGCCCGUGUAUCUUAUAUUCUGGAAGAUUCUUAUAUUGGUGGGUCUCAUCUCUCAGAAUACAUUUCUAUAAAUUCAGAAAGUGGCGUUUUACAUGCGGUGCGCUCCUUUGAUUAUGAACAAAUUAAACAGCUUCAGCUAGUAGUGAAAGCGCAGGACGGAGGCUCCCCUCCACUCAGUAGCAACGUGACUGUGAAAGUGCUGAUCCAGGACCAGAACGACAACCCUCCUCAGGUUCUGUACCCGGUCCAGACUGGAGGCUCUCUGGUGGCUGAGAUGGUUCCUCGUUCAGCAGAUGUGGGCUAUCUGGUCACUAAAGUGGUGGCUGUUGAUGUGGACUCUGGACAGAAUGCCUGGCUCUCCUACAAACUGCAGAAAGCCACAGACAGGGCGCUGUUUGAAGUGGGCUUACAGAAUGGAGAAAUAAGAACCAUCCGCGGAGUCACUGAUAAAGAUGCAGUGAAACAAAGACUGACUGUGAUCGUGGAGGACAACGGGCAGCCCUCUCGUUCAGCUACAGUCAUUGUUAACGUGGCGGUGGCGGACAGCUUCCCGGAAGUGCUGUCUGAGUUCACUGACUAUACACAAGACAAGGAGUACAAUGACAACCUGACAUUCUACUUAGUGUUGGCUUUGGCUGUAGUUUCCUUCCUCUUCAUCACGUGUUUAGUGGUUAUUAUAUCAGUCAAGAUCUACAGAUGGAGGCAGUCUCGCGUCCUGUAUCACUCCAAUCUCCCCGUGAUUCCGUAUUAUCCACCACGUUACUCAGACACUUUGGGGACAGGGACUCUCCAACACGUGUACAACUACGAGGUGUGCAGGACGAAUGACUCCAGAAAGAGUGACUGUAAAUUCGGCACAGUUGGUAGUCAGAACGUGCUGAUAAUGGACCCCAGUUCUACAGGAACGAUGCAGCGGAUACAAAGUGAGAAGAACAUCCUUGAUGAACCAGACUCUCCUCUAGAGGUGAGGACUUUUUUAUAGAUCUUUAAAAAGUGCGGUUGGUCUUUGGUCUCAAGUGGGCCUGGGAACCUUUGAGCUUUUGCAGCCUCAACUUAAAGUUAUAUUUUAAAUGAAUGGAGCUUAGUUAAUUACUGCUAAAUUCAUUAUGGAGUACGAGUGGUGUUGAAAAUAACUCAUUAGUUUAAUCGUAUUGUUUUCGAUCAUUUUUUACAUAUAUCACAGCUUUAUAGGAAUUAAUACAUUGUAAAAACGUGUUGUUUUUCUAAAUCAUGCUGAUCCUCCACACUAAAAGUUAUUUUGUAGUUAAUGUUUAAUCACAUUAUAUAAGAUUUGAGCCGUAAGGGAGGGUGUUUGUCUGUGAUAAAAGUGUUUAUAGUUAAUUCAGUGGAGCAACCUUCCUCCUGCCGCAAUUCUACUUCAACCAAAAACUGUAACAU